GUAAACGCCGAAGGAUGCAAGCUCCCCUUCUUCAUUUGUUGUGAAUUUUCAGGCUUCGGUUGUAAAUCCCGCCAUCUCCGUAUCCGAAGUCGGCUUUUAAGCAUGCUUUGGGAUUUUUGUAUUCCGGGUUAAUUAAAUGUGCGGUAGAUAAAUUACGAGACUACACUGUACCGUGAUUAAUUCAGCAAGCAUUGUUAGUCACGCCAUAUUUACUUGCGAGUAAAAUUCGCUCACACAAUUCUCUACUGCGUAAUCCGUACAACCUACAAAUUUUCGAUCAUGGCAAACGUUUCUUUGGAUAAAGAGACAUUUUUCCGGCGUAUGAAACGCUUAUACACCGCGUGGAGAGAUGGGGAUCCAGACACAGAUGACAGCUUUUCCAAAAUGGAUUGUCUUGUUUCAGCGGUUGGAACCGACGAAGACAUUGUAUACAGCAAAUCCACUGCUCUCCAGACCUGGCUGCUUAGUUACGAGCUUACUGAUACCAUUAUGAUAUUAGCUGAAGAGUCGAUCUACUUUUUGGCCAGCAAGAAGAAAAUUGAGUUUUUACGUAAUGUCGAAAACCAAAAAACUGAGGAUACUGGGGUACCUCCCGUAAAGUUAUUAGUCCGAGACAGGACUGAUGAGGACAAAACGAAUUUUGCUAAACUCAUCGAUGUUAUACAGAGCAGUAAGAAAGGGAAAACUAUAGGGAUAUUUUCAAAAGAGAAUUACCCAGGUUCGUUCAUGGUUGCUUGGAAAGCUGCCUUGAAAUCAAAGUCCUUUGAAACAGUCGAUGUUAGUGCUGCAGCUGCUUAUGUUAUGUGCCCUAAAGAAGAUACAGAAAUUUUGACAAUCAAGAAAGCUUGCCUUGUGUCCGUUGACGUAUUCACAAAAUAUUUGAAGGAUCAAAUCAUGGAGAUUAUCGAUUCUGAUAAAAAAGUAAAACAUUCCAAACUUGCCGAAGGAGUUGAUGCAGCGAUAACCAACAAAAAAUAUGUGAAUGGGGUUGACAUAACACAGGUCGAUAUGUGCUACCCUGCAAUUAUUCAGAGUGGAGGUAACUACUCCCUAAAAUUCAGUGUGGUCAGUGACAAGAAUACACUUCAUUUUGGUGUUAUUAUUUGCUCUCUCGGAGCACGCUAUAAAUCUUAUUGCUCUAACAUUGUGCGAACUCUUCUUGUCAAUCCCACAAAAACUAUUGAGGAGAAUUACAACUUCCUACUACAAUUGGAAGAAGAGCUAUUGAAAAAAUUGGUAGCAGAUGUGAAAAUCUGUGACGUAUAUGAAACUGGGACCAAAUAUGUGAAAUCAGAAAGACCAGAAUUGUUGGAUCAUUUAACAAAGAACUUUGGUUUUGCAAUGGGAAUUGAGUUCAGAGAAAGUUCUCUGUUGUUGGGCCCAAAAACUACUUCAAUAGCUAAGAAAGGAAUGGUUUUUAAUGUUAAUGUUGGUUUUUCAAACUUGGCGAAUCCUGAAGCUACCGAAAAAGAGGGAAAAGUUUAUGCUCUCUUCAUAGGGGAUACAGUCAUGGUGAACGAAGGUCAGCCUGCUACCAUAUUAACUCCAUCUAAGAAAAAAGUAAAGAAUGUUGGGAUAUACUUGAAAGAUGAUGAAGAAGAAGAGGAGGAAGAAAGUGGGAAAGAAAAUACACCGAAACCAGAGAUCUUGGGUCGAGGAAAACGGACAGCUGUUAUAGAAUCAAAGCUUCGUACAGAGCAUAGUUCAGAAGAGAAGCGUAAGCAGCAUCAAAAGGAACUAGCGCAGCAACUAAAUGAAGUUGCGAAGGCACGCUUGGCUCAACAAUCAGGAGGAAAGGAAGAGGAGAAAGUUAGGAAAUCUACCGUAUCUUAUAAGAGUCUCAGCCACAUGCCACGUGAAACUGAAGUCAAAGAACUCAAACUCUAUGUUGACAAAAAAUAUGAGACAGUUAUCCUACCAAUUUUCAGUAUACCAGUGCCCUUCCAUAUAUCAACUAUAAAGAAUAUAUCCCAGUCCGUUGAAGGAGACUACACGUACCUCAGAAUAAACUUCUUCCAUCCUGGAGCAACCAUGGGUCGGAAUGAGGGAGGAACUUAUCCCCAACCUGAUGCUACUUUUGUCAAAGAAGUAACGUAUCGAAGUACAAAUACUAAGGAGCCUGGAGAAAUAUCUGCACCUUCAUCCAAUUUGAAUACAGCGUUCAGACUGAUAAAAGAAGUCCAGAAGAAGUUCAAAAAUAGAGAAGCUGAAGAACGAGAAAAAGAAGAUUUGGUUAAACAGGAUACUCUCGUUCUUUCCCAAAAUAAAGGCAAUCCUAAACUCAAAGAUCUUUACAUCAGGCCAAACAUUGUCAGCAAAAGAAUGACUGGAGGAUUAGAAGCCCAUACGAAUGGUUUCCGUUACACUUCAGUCAGAGGGGAUAAAGUGGACAUUCUGUAUAACAACAUAAAAAAUGCAUUCUUCCAACCUUGUGAUGGAGAAAUGAUUAUACUUUUGCACUUUCAUCUCAAGCACGCUAUCAUGUUCGGUAAAAAGAAACAUGUAGAUGUUCAGUUCUACACGGAAGUAGGAGAAAUCACAACAGAUUUAGGUAAACACCAACAUAUGCACGAUCGUGAUGACCUUGCUGCUGAACAAUCCGAGCGAGAACUCAGGCACAAAUUGAAGACUGCUUUCAAGAGCUUUUGCGAAAAGGUAGAAGGGAUGACUAAGCAAGAAAUUGAAUUUGACACACCGUUCAGAGAAUUGGGAUUCCCUGGUGCACCUUUCCGCAGUACUGUGCUUUUGCAGCCAACAAGUGGUUGUCUUGUAAACCUUACAGAAUGGCCUCCGUUCGUCAUCACCCUAGAAGAUGUGGAGCUAGUACAUUUCGAAAGAGUUCAAUUCCAUUUGAAAAAUUUCGAUAUGAUAUUCGUAUUCAAAGACUAUCAUCGAAAAGUUUCUAUGGUCAACGCAGUCCCUAUGAACAUGAUUGACCAUGUGAAAGAGUGGUUGAACUCCUGCGACAUUAUAUACUCCGAAGGAGUUCAGUCAUUAAACUGGACAAAAGUUAUGAAAACUAUCACAGACGAUCCGGAAGGAUUCUUUGAAAUUGGUGGGUGGACAUUUUUAGAUGCAGAGUCUGAUACUGAACAAAAUGUAGAGGACGAAGAGGAAGAGGAAGAUGAUGCCUACGAGCCUACCGACAUUGAAAGUGAAGAGGAGUCCGAUGAUGAUUCAGAAUAUUCUGAGGCCUCUGAAGAUUCUGAUAGUGAAGAGGAGUUAGGAUCGUCUGAAGAAUCUGGAAAGGACUGGUCAGAUUUGGAACGUGAAGCAGCAGAAGAAGAUAAAGAACGAGGCGAUGUUCGCUUUCAAGACGAUUACAACAAUGCUAAUAAAAAAGGACAGACAUCAUCCAAGUCAAAGAAUAGUUCAAAGCAUAACAAAAGUUCAUCGAGUUCCAAGAGCAGACAUUCGUCUAGUGGGAGGGAUCGAAGGUCAUCAGAUAAACACAGAUCUGAUCGUUCUCGAAGUGGAGGAUCACCCAAGAAGGUGUCUCCUUCCAAAUCAUCCAAACACAGUCCCAAGAAAAGUGAUAGACACGACAAACACAAAUCUACGCAUUCUUCAUCGAGUAGCAAAAAACGUUCGCGUGACGAUAGCUCUGAACGAAAUGGAAAAAGUUCCAAAAGAUCUCGGAAGUAAAUUGGAACCCAGCAUGUAAACUAACCUGAGAGGAUACCUGAAGAAGCAUAAAUAUGUGAAGCGUAUGAUGACUUUUUUUACUUUGUAUAAUGAUCAUUUUGCAACUUCAAAGUAUUACAUUUUCUUGCAUAGAUUUUGUAAGAUCUACGUUCAAAAGUUGAUAUAAUAUUUUUUUACACUGUAACGAGAAUUGAAGAGACGAAAGAUGAAAAUAAUAUACCGAAUGGUUAUUAGUGGAACAAGCAGAAGGAAUUUUUCUAUCGUUAUUAUUAUCGAACAAAAUAAUGGGUUUGAUAUUACAUGGCAAUAGCCGAAACCUGAUAUUUUCUGUUCACUGAGUCUGUAAUUGUGCAUGAUUUGUCCAAUAUUAUAAUUGACUGAUUAGUUCGGGAUGAUCUUUCUUUUAUGUCAACGUGUCAGAAAUUAUAUCAUUAGUAAAUGCACAAAACCUUUCAACCUUUCCUCGACCAAAAUCUUUUUUGGUGAAACGAAAUGUAUUGACAAAAACAAACUUUAAAUUAUUCUUAAAUGGUCUGCAACAUUGGAAAAACGAACUUCGUAAUGUCUAUUAAUUAUUAUUUAGUGCAGGUCACGCAGUUAUACCUAAUAAUUUGAUCAUAAAUUGAUAGGCCAGUUCUUAUCCGGACUAAUUGAUGAAAAAUUCAACAGGUACCUUGCAUUAUGAUAAAUUCCAUAUUAAUAUUUCCAUAUCUGGUAUACUUGCAUGUCUACCUAUAAUUCGACCUAUAAAAACUGUUUGAAUUGGUCAAUGCUGAGAUCUGUUUAUGUCUCAAUAGUGAGAAGAUCUUAUUACAAUCAUUAGUUGAUGCAAGGAGAUGUUUUACCAUGGAUGUUGUACACUGUUUGUGGAACGUUUAAAUUAUGCAAAAACAAACACAAAAAAUGAUAGACAUUAUUAGAGGAAGUUUAAAAUUUCUACUCAUACUGUGUAUUUUAUUUUAUCUCCUCAGUAAAUACCUCGUUCAAUACCGAACUCUGAUAAUUUUUAGUCUUAAAUCCUAUAUGAUUUUUUUUUGUAAUAUUCCAACAUGUGAGGAAGUUUAUUUAACGUACAUUAAUUGUUUCUAAUAAAUACUUGAAUAUCUUGUAAAAAAACAAAGAGGAAAAAAACAACUCAAGUAAGUCCAA
Messenger RNA from Athalia rosae (coleseed sawfly), 4794 nucleotides. It is a transcript of the gene dre4, whose product is annotated as FACT complex subunit spt16. The record is from RefSeq and is a predicted model, not a curated record. Lineage: Eukaryota; Metazoa; Arthropoda; Insecta; Hymenoptera; Athaliidae. Bases 280 to 3645 code for a protein of 1121 amino acids. Gene Ontology annotation, cellular component: FACT complex. Gene Ontology annotation, molecular function: nucleosome binding. Gene Ontology annotation, biological process: transcription elongation by RNA polymerase II; positive regulation of transcription elongation by RNA polymerase II. The transcript has 13 exons.